This is a messenger RNA of Hordeum vulgare subsp. vulgare (domesticated barley), 1161 nucleotides long. Its product is annotated as transcription repressor OFP1-like. NCBI's taxonomy places the organism in Eukaryota, Viridiplantae, Streptophyta, Magnoliopsida, Poales, Poaceae. The record is from RefSeq and is a predicted model, not a curated record. The transcript has a single exon. Bases 304 to 1161 code for a protein of 285 amino acids. Gene Ontology annotation, biological process: negative regulation of DNA-templated transcription.
GUGUUUUUCGGGGUAUCCUACUAAUCGGACGGGCUCCCCACGGGAACAGAUAGACGUGCAUGCAUGACAGAUUGUUAUGUGGCGGCGAUCGCGCUUUUCCACCGCGGCUUUGUGUCUGUCGACUGCCACCCGCGCCAACCUUUCGCGCCAUAAAAAGUGCACCCUCGGCAGCUCACUCCACAUUCUUCCCCCGGCCUACCUCCCCACUGUACCCUGCUCCACUCUGCAGCAAGUGCAACGACACAAGGCAGAGAGGAGAGGAGAGCUAGCUAGAGCGAGAAUUCAGGAGGUGUGACGCGAUCGAUGCCGCCGCCGGGCUCCUGGUUCUACAAGCUGCGGCGCGGGCGAGGAGGCGACGCCGGCGAGCCCCCCGGAAGCGAUCGUGCCCCGGCGACGGUGGAGACAACGCCGACGUCGUCGGUGGCGUCGUCGCGGGGGGUGCCGGUGCCGCCUCCGUGCACCCCGAACAGGGCGUCCUACUAUGUCCCCAGCGGCGAGCGGGGGGCUGUCAAGGGGAUCCCACCCAAGCGCCGGGACACGCAGUUCCCGCGCAGCCCGCGGGAGACCGACAUCGUCUUCGACGUGGUCACCGUGUCGCGGGCCGCGGCCGACCGGUUCGACGGGCUCAACGCGAUGCCGGAGCUCAAGCUGCGGCCGAUCCUCACCAAACCGGCCGCCGGCAAGAAGGCGGACGGGGAGGGGGAGGCCUCGGGCAGCAGCAGCGCGUCGCCGACGGCCAGGGCGCGGCGGCGGCGGCCGCGGGUACACGCGAAGCCGAGCGGCGGGCGGAAGGGGAGUAAGCCGGUGGACGCGCAGCCCGCGGCGACGGCCACCGCCAUGCCGGGGAGGCGCCGCGCCAGGCGGCGGCGGCGGCGGUGGCUGCAGGAGACCCUGCUGGUGGUGAAGGAGUCGGCGGACCCGGAGGAGGACUUCCUGGCGAGCAUGGCGGAGAUGAUCGCGGCCAACGACGAGGUGCGCGCCUCGCCCCGGGGCCUCGAGGAGCUGCUCGCGUGCUACCUCGCCCUCAACGCCGCCGAGCACCACCGCGCCAUCGUCGCCGCCUUCCGGCGCGCCUGGCUCGACGACGCGCGCGCCCACCCGCACCGCCGCCUUCAAGCACAGGCCGCCGCCGCCGUCGCAGGGGCUGGCUCGCUAAGCUAA